This is a messenger RNA of Penaeus chinensis, 1143 nucleotides long. RefSeq names its product extensin-like. The transcript has 4 exons. The record is from RefSeq and is a predicted model, not a curated record. Lineage: Eukaryota; Metazoa; Arthropoda; Malacostraca; Decapoda; Penaeidae. Bases 1 to 1143 code for a protein of 380 amino acids.
AUGCCCGACACCCAAUACCCAUUACCAGACACCCAACAUCCAACACCCGAUACCCUACACCCAACACCCGAUACCCGACACCAAACAACCGACACCCAAUACCUGAUCCCUGACACAGAAUACCCGUUACCCAACACCCGAUACCCAGUACCCGAUACAGAAUACCUGUCAUUCGACACCCGACACCCGAAACCCAAUACCUAUACCCGAUACCCGACACCAAAUACCCAGUACCCAACAUCCAACACCCAAAACCCGAUACCCGACACCCGAUACCCGAUGCACGACACCCAAUACCAGAUACCUAACACCAAAAUACCCAACACCCAAUACCUAACAUCCAAUACCCGAUACCUGGCACCCAACACCCGAUACCCGAUACCCAAUACAAAGAUACUCGACACCCGAUACCCAAUGCCCGAUAUCCAAUACCCGAUACCCGACACGCAAUACACCCAACAUCCAACACUGGAUACCUUACACCCAACACCCGAUACCCGACACCCAAUACCCAUUACCCGACAGCCAACAACCGACACCCAAUACCUGAUACCUGACACAGAAUACCUGUUAACCAACACCCAAUACCCAGUACCCGAAACAGAAUACCUUUUAUCUGACACCCAACACUCGAUUCCCGAUACCCGAAACGUAAAUGAUGCCCAAUACCCGACACCCAAUAUCCCGUACCCGACAUCCAACACCCAAUACCCGAUACCCGACACCCAAUACCCGAUACCCGACACCCGAUACCCGAUGCACAACACCCAAUACCAGAUACCAAACACCAAAAUACCCAACACCCGCUACUCAGCAUCCAACACCCAAUACCUGACACCCAACAUCCGAUAUCCGAUACUCAACACCAAACACCCGAUACCCGAUGCCCGAUAUCCAAUACCCGAUACCCGACCUCCGAUACCUGACACCCAAAACCCGAUACUUGACACCCAACACCCAACACCCAAUACCCAAUACUCGACACCCAAUACCUGUUACCUGACACCCAACAACCGAUACUCGACACCCAAUAUCCAAUACCUGACACCCAAUACCCAUUACCCGACACCCAAUACCCAAUACCCGAUACCCGACACCCAAUACACAAUACCCGACACCCGACACCUAAUACCCGAUACCUGA